Molecule: messenger RNA, 1913 nt
Organism: Zonotrichia albicollis (white-throated sparrow)
Lineage: Eukaryota; Metazoa; Chordata; Aves; Passeriformes; Passerellidae
Source: RefSeq, a predicted model, not a curated record
ACGUACGACGAGUGGGCGCUGGCGGUCAGCUUGGCCACCACCACCGUCGGCUUCCUCAUCCCCUUCCCCGUCAUCGCGGCAUUCAACGUGCUGACGGCGCGCUUCAUCCGGCGCGCCAAGCCCGAGAGCCGCAAGCACUGCCUGCUCAUCUACGCCUACGUCGGGGUGUUCCUGCUCAGCUGGCUGCCCUUCCACGUGGUGCUGACCCUGCUCACCCUCGAGGGCAACCACAUCGUCCUGCACUGCACCUUCGCCCACCUGCUCUACUUCUUCUACGACAUCAUCGACUGCUUCACGCUGCUGCACUGCGUCGUCAACCCCAUCCUCUACAACUUCCUCAGCAAGAACUUCCGCAGCAAGCUCAUCUCCGCCGUGGUCAAGUACAUCCCCAAGGACCACGGUGGCCAGAAGGGAGCUGGGAAUUCCUCCUCCAGCACGCAGCACUCCAUAGUCAUCGCGAAGGACAACAGCCCUCCCAACUAAUGAGGGUCAGGCUCUCCCAACUUCCAUCCUGGUGGCUCCCUGGGGACGGUGGGAUUGGUUUUCCUGCUGCUGAGGACACAAUUUGCUUGGGCACCUCCCAUGCCAGCUUUGAGCAGAGCUGGGAGCUAUGGACAUCUUGCCCUGGAGCGCUGUUGUGUCCGACCUAAAGGAAGGAUAACAGAAAAUUAUAUUCCCUGUUUGAUAAGAACAUUAUAUUCCCUUGCAAUAAUAAAGUUUGUGACUCCACUCAGUGUCUGACCCAGCCCCAAGAUCAGAGCCCCAUCCUGUGCCCCCAAGCUGUGGGGUUGGGGUGCAGCAUCUGCCCCACCAUGGGUGUUCCUGCACCCCCAAACUGCCCCUGACCCCCAGCCCUGGGCGUGGCACUGCCUGGUUUGUGCCAUCCCGAGUGGGUGAGGAGGAAUUUGGAUCACAAACCUCCCUCCAUAGUGCCCAGCAAUGUCAGAGCCUGAUUUUUGAGAGAUGAAGGCCAAGCAGCCCAAGGGGCUGAGCAGGGCACAGACCUGAGGGAGGGGGGGAACAAUUUGGAUUUGAGACCAGCCACUCCUUCAGAGCAGUUUUGCAAACCCAGCUGUAAAUUUUUUACCAAUUUUAAAUUAGCGAUGGCUAAACUGGGUUUUACUGGGAAAGGCUGCUCAGACUAACUUUGGGUCCCCCAUCCCAUUAACUCCUCUGCAGCAUCCCCUGGCGGGUUUUUAUGGCCACUGGGUGGAUUCCUCAACCCCAACAAGCCCCAAAACCCCUUCCCCUUCCACCAAAGCCGCUGUGGGAGCGCAGGGAUGUGCAGAAAUCCUCAGAGCUGGGUUUGUGCCGUGCAAGGAAUGCGGAGAAAGUUCAUCCCUGUGUGGAUGCUGAUCUCUGUCACGUGCUGGGGUCAGGCCUUUGCUGGGCGAAGGUGACGGAGGGACCAUAAAUCUCCCAAAGGCCUUGAGCUGCUGGAGGAACUCUUGGUGGCAAUAAAAGCAAAGCAUCAGCAGUUCUGGGGACAGGAUGCUGGCUCAGGGCUGGGAGCAGGAUGUCCCAGGAGAAGCCCAUGACCAGGAUGUGGGGUUAUCACAAAGCUCUGCCGCUUCCAGGGGUCCCUGAUGGGGGAAAAAAACCUCGAAAUUCCUCAGGGUUCCUUCUGCAGGGAUGUUCCUUUUUAUCCCAGUGGGAAUAAUCCAAAUCCAGGCUCCAGCAGGGUCAGAAUUCCCUGCUCAGGAAUUCCCUGCUCAGGAAUUCCCUGCUCUGAUUUGCACCCACAGCUCCCCACCACCUCCAUUCCCUCAUCCCAAAUCCCCCCCUUGAUCUUCCCUUUGCUCAUUCCCUCCCAUUCCCAAUGGAGAAAUGGAUGAUAAACCCAAAGCCAGCCACUCACCAGGGCAAAAAUAUAUUCAAGAUAUUUCAACGUGUAAAAGUUGGCAUUUCACCUA